Molecule: messenger RNA, 1115 nt
Organism: Corticium candelabrum
Lineage: Eukaryota; Metazoa; Porifera; Homoscleromorpha; Homosclerophorida; Plakinidae
Exons: 4
Coding region: 15-1115 (366 amino acids)
Source: RefSeq, a predicted model, not a curated record
UGCAUCAAGACUGCAUGGCGUCAGCACCCACCGUCAUCGAUCUGGAAAGAAAGCCAUCUUUGCUGCAGCGACUAUUUCCAAGCUGCGCAAACUUCUCAAGUGCACGACGCCAUUGGAGCCAUUGGAGAGCGAAGGGGCGUUGCGUUGAUGAGCCGUGGCCGGCUAGUGUGAUCAGAAUAAAAUCAACACAUCCGGCUGUAUCGCAGUUUCGUCAGACCGCGCAACUCGGCUGCCUAUCUAGUCGCAAUGCGGGCGACAAUGGGAAGGUGACUAUUGAGGCUUUACCGAUUACCGUCACGAGUAUCUCGAUACAGACGGUCGGAGUUCCUCACGCGCAGGCCGACAACAAGGCGGUCGAUCAGGCGACGUCUUCGUGCCCUACAGCGACAAACACAGUGAAAGUACCGCGCAAUGAAGCUGCACGGUCGCGUGAUGUUGGCGGUCACGGUGCCUCUUACUUGCAGGAGCAUGUCGCUCCUCAUCGCUCUUCUCUGGGUUGUAAGCAGUUGCAGAACAGUCCUGUUGCUGCUAACAAGCGUGCGUCUCGUCCGUCCUCCGCCCCUAGCGGCCUAAACAGAUCAGAGAGAGAGAGAAACGCUAACUCGUGCUUUUUUAUAUGCAAACCAGCUGUUUGCCAUCCAAGACCUCCGAGCAAGCAGAUUUCAGUAGAGUGUACGGAUGACUCUUUUCCCUACCCUUCUCCUCUUCCUCUUCCUCCCAGUCAAUUGGAUAUUGCUGAACAAUUCGAGGAGAGAAUGAGUGAGCUCGCUCGACUGCAGCGAGAAACAGUUUUGUAUGAAAAACACCAACGUCACACUAGACAGCUCCAUCGUUCUGUAUCGAAACAGAGCCUCACAAAGGCGUCGAGCUACCAGACAGGAAACGCGACUCAGAGCAGAGGGAAAAGGUCGGAGAAACGAGGAUCUUGUACGAGUCUGGAUGCGUUCAGUAAUGCUGCCCUGGCGCAGCAACGACAACUCGCGUCGGUAUCGUCGCCUCACAUCGGCUCUCAAUCUCGCAGACAUUCUGUGUCAUCGCGACCGAGUCAAACAGGCAGCAGAAGCAAAUCAAAGAGACAUAAACGAUCACUCAGACGGCACAGUGUAGCUCCAUAA